AUGCCAAACAAGCGUAAGCGAGAUAUUCCCGCAGUACCGGACAUCACCGAGGAUCCGGCGGAGCGAAAACGAGUCCUGGGCGUGCUAGCUCAAAGAAGAUACCGUGAGAGGAAGAGACAGCAAUGGCAGGCUCUGCAGGCUCGAGCGGAGAGUCGCACUGGCUCUGAGGACGGGCAGCCCCAAGUCAGGGACGCUCCGUUGGCUUUGAAAGCAGCUGCUGAAACAAGAACGAUCUCGGACCCGGCUGACGUUGGUGUCUCACACGCAGUAGAGGAUAUCUCAUUUGACAGUGAAGGUCCAUGGGUUGGCCCCUCCCAAAUUAUGCCCGAACUCAUUGAUCAAAGCAUGGAUCUUAUGCCAGACAGACUUUCUUCAAGCCAGUUUCUCUCAUUUCCGCAAUCCCCACUAUGGCCUUUACUUCCUUCUCAGGAAGUUCCCACAAUGCCGUUGUCUGCCGUAGAGGAUCCAUUCUCCUGUUUCUCACCAGCAGCUUUCCUACCGGAUAUGCUGCCCUCAUUUCAGUCCACUCAGAGCACCAACAGCCCUGGAGGUGAUUGCAGUCUUUCGGACCGGCUUCAAACAUACCAAUCCGCGACAUUCUCCUUCCCAGAUGACCACCUGCUGGAGAUCCCCUCUCUCACGCUUCUCAAUGCCGCAAUGAAGGUAGCCCAGCGGUUGAAUAUUGCUGGCAUACUGUGGGACCUCACGGCCAUGAGCCCGUUUUACCAAGGACCCGAGAGCCAGACGACGAUCUCCUCGCCACCAUCUUUAUUGUCUGGCUCCUCAUCGCCAUCCUCAACAGCAUCUGGUCCCGACGGAACCGACGAUGUCAUCGAACUUCCCCGUCAUCUUCAACCGACUACCUCUCAGCGACUCAUCCCUCAUCAUCCCAUUCUGGAUCUCCUUCCCUGGCCGAGUACCCGGGAUAAACUCAUCCAGGUGUUCCAUCUCCCGCCGGAGAUGCGGCCAAAGUCUGCGCAGGAUCCCAUUGGUCUUCUUCGGUUUGUCUAUGAUAUGGAAGAUGUCAGUGGAGAGGGAAUCAAAGUCCGGGGCGGGGAUCCAUUUGCCCCAGAGGCGUGGGAGGUUGGACAGGUGGUUUUCGAGCGGUGGUGGUGGGCUUUUGAUGGGGAGAUUGUAGAGCGGAGUAAUUGUGUGAGGAAAUGGCGGGGGGAGAAUCAAUUGAUGAUGAGGAUUGAGUAA
Messenger RNA from Aspergillus fischeri NRRL 181, 1200 nucleotides. RefSeq lists its product as uncharacterized. The record is from RefSeq and is a predicted model, not a curated record. Bases 1 to 1200 code for a protein of 399 amino acids. The transcript has 2 exons. NCBI's taxonomy places the organism in Eukaryota, Fungi, Ascomycota, Eurotiomycetes, Eurotiales, Aspergillaceae.